Molecule: messenger RNA, 1115 nt
Organism: Mugil cephalus (flathead mullet)
Lineage: Eukaryota; Metazoa; Chordata; Actinopteri; Mugiliformes; Mugilidae
Gene: hsd17b10
Product: hydroxysteroid (17-beta) dehydrogenase 10
Exons: 6
Coding region: 128-910 (260 amino acids)
Biological process (GO): estrogen metabolic process; androgen metabolic process; fatty acid metabolic process
Cellular component (GO): mitochondrion
Molecular function (GO): estradiol 17-beta-dehydrogenase [NAD(P)+] activity
Source: RefSeq, a predicted model, not a curated record
UACCGAAAUGGAAAAGAAGGAACUCCACUUAAAAAAAUAAAUAAAUAAAUAAAACAAAAGACGCACAGCGCCUCCUCUGUCGUACAUACGAUCUUUGCUGGGCUGUGACGCUGCUGUCCGAACAAACAUGGCGAACAUUCGGUGUGUGAAGGGUAUGGUUGGCCUGGUGACGGGCGGUGCGUCCGGGUUGGGUCGGGCCACGGUGGAGCGCCUGGUGCAGAGCGGAGCGUCUGCUGUCAUCGUGGACCUGCCCUCCUCUGAUGGGCAAGCUCUGGCAGCCAGUCUGGGAGACCGCUGUGCCUUCGCUCCUACAGACGUGACUUCAGAGGCCGAUGUUCAGUCCGCUGUGUCCCUGGCCAGAGAGAAGUUUGGGAGGUUGGACCUGGCCGUUAAUUGUGCUGGCAUUGCUGUGGCUGUUAAAACGUAUAACUUAAAGAAGAACAUCGCUCACAGCCUGGAAGACUUCCAGCGUGUUAUCAAUGUGAAUAUUGCUGGAUCUUUUAAUGUGAUCCGUCUGUCCGCGGGUGAGAUGGGGAAGAACGAGCCCGAUGCAGAUGGACACAGAGGCUGCAUCAUUAACACUGCCAGUGUAGCAGCUUUUGAUGGACAGGUCGGACAAGCAGCUUAUUCCGCUUCUAAAGGAGGCAUCGUCGGUAUGACCCUCCCCAUCGCACGGGACCUUGCACCCAUGGGCAUCAGAGUUGUUACCAUAGCACCUGGGCUGUUCUCCACUCCUCUCCUCGCUAGUCUUCCAGAGAAGGUGCGCUCGUUUCUUGCUCGCCAGGUGCCCUUCCCCUCGCGCCUGGGAGACCCCGCUGAGUUUGCCCACUUGGUGACGUCGCUGGUGGAGAACCCCAUGAUUAACGGAGAGGUCAUCAGACUGGACGGAGCCAUUCGCAUGCAGCCCUGAGACGGGUCGUGUGUGUGUGUUUUUGUGUGUAUGUGUGUGUUUGUCUGCCUGGUGUAUUUACAUUCUAGAAAUCUACACGUAGCAGCUAUAAACUGUCAUCAAUCACCAACCACUUUAUGAAAUUAUGUGAGAGUGAAAGACUUUUAAAAUGUUCUCCAUUCAGACCUCUACAAUGUAAUAAACAUCAGAUGAGUUUGAUUAACUA